AUGUCAAUAAAGAAACACAACAUCGAUCCAGACAACGAGAAAAAUGAUGACGAUGAUGACAAAGGCAAAAAUCAAAAUGACGACGCUGAAAAAUGUUCUCUUUGCACAGAUGAAUCUGAGACCAAAGACAAAACAAACUGGCUUCAGUGCAAUGCUUGUAAAGAAUGGUACCACACUGACUGCUUGAGUCUUUCCACUUCUGACGUUGAAAAAAUGUUAUCAUACCACUGUUUUAAAUGUGUACCCAAAUCUGGUCCAACUCUUUACAAGAGAUUGUCUUCAAGGAAGAAGCUCAAGAUUGAUUAUGUUGCUUUUAACCAGGGAGAACAAUCAUUUGUUAAUCAGCUUCAUCCUCAUAUUUCAAAACUUUUGGACUUCAAUGCCACCGAAGAUCAUCCCCAGAUCAAUCACCGUCCAUACUAUACAAUCGAUGGGGAGGAGUUAACUUAUGAAUUUUCGAUGAAAACUGCACUAGAUAAACCAGUGGUCGUAUUACAAAAAGACAAGACUCGUAUUCAAAACUUAAGCAUACCAGAUAAUCUAUCGAUUGAUGAUAUCUGUAAUUAUAUGGGAGAAGAUCAUCCUGUUGAGGUAAUGGAUUGCUUAACUCAAGAAAGUCUCAAAAAUUGGAAUUUAGGUUUAUGGAAAGAUUAUUAUCAGAAAUUUGAUGAAAAUACUGAUAAGAUCCGAAACGUGAUAAGUUUGGAGAUAUCCCACAAUUUAAAAUUGAAUGAAAUUAUCAAAAGACCAGAAUUUGUUACAGACUUGGAUAUUAUUGAUAAAACUUGGCCCACUAAUAACAAUCUGGAUGACUUAGAUAACUCUAAAAAUGAUUCAAACGAAUUGACUGAUUUAAGUGAAUUUAAUGUAAAGAGACCAAAAGUGUCCAAAUAUUGCUUAAUGAGUUUAAAAAAUUCCUACACUGACUUCCAUAUUGAUUUCGGUGGCACAUCUGUUUUUUAUAAUAUCGUAAAGGGAAAAAAAAUAUUUUUAAUGUUUCCACCAACUGAUGAAAAUUAUCGAUUAUAUAAAGAAUGGAGUUUAAAAGAUGAUCAGAAUAACAUUUUUUUUCCUGAUUAUAUUGAAGAAAAAAAAAGAAUUUAUCAUAAUCAUAAUCAUAACCAUAAUCAUAAUCUAAAUUAUUCCAAUCCAGGAAGUGGUUUUAAAGUUAUAUUAAAUGAAGGAGACUUUAUGAUAAUUCCCUCGGGUUGGAUUCAUGCUGUUUACACCCCAGAGAAAUCUUUCAUUAUUGGUGGUAACUUUUUAACUUUAUUUAAUUUAGAUCAAGAAAUUAAAGUAGAAGAAAUUGAAAACUUAACAAAAGUUCCUAAAAAAUUUCAAUUUCCAAACUUUAAAAUGACUUUAUGGUUAAUAUCGUAUUAUUAUUUAGAUAAUAUUAAUAAAAUUUUAAAACUAGAUGAAAGAGAAAAAAAAAUGUUAUUUACCUUAUAUGAUUAUCUCAAAAAUGAACUUCAAUUCAUUAAAAAUAAAUCAAUUCCUAACAGAAUUAAAAAAAUUAGUAAAGAAAACAUUCCCAGAAAACAGUCAGUCAGAAAGACAGACCCUACUUAA
Messenger RNA from Ascoidea rubescens DSM 1968, 1572 nucleotides. RefSeq names its product [Histone H3]-lysine-36 demethylase. Gene Ontology annotation, molecular function: transcription coregulator activity; histone demethylase activity. The transcript is spliced from 2 exons. Gene Ontology annotation, biological process: protein demethylation; regulation of transcription by RNA polymerase II. The record is from RefSeq and is a predicted model, not a curated record. Lineage: Eukaryota; Fungi; Ascomycota; Saccharomycetes; Ascoideales; Ascoideaceae. Bases 1 to 1572 code for a protein of 523 amino acids.